GCUAACUGGCCGAAAAAGCGAAGAAACUGGGCGUAGAAAGGCAGUUGGGUAGCUAGGAGCACCAUGUUCACACGGACGUUGUUGGAGUGAAAAUAUUUAGAAUAAAACCUGUUUGUUUACAUAGGCUUGAAUCAUAUUGAUCAGUGUAUUGUCGAUGUUCAGCGAAAAAUUCUCAACAGUAGUUUAGCAUGCUAGCUGUUAGCUAACCUGGCGUUAGUUAAGCAGAUAGUAAUCAACCACAAGCGAAUGAGGUCAUUUGUUUUGAUAUGGUUAGCUAGCUAGCUAAAUAACUUAGCUAGUUGUUAGCUAAUCGCUUGUUACCUAGUUGAAUGAGAAAGCCGAAAAUAGGUUUGUUUCGUUGUAACGUUCAGAUUUCACAGUUCAGACUGCUUCUGAAUAAGCUGAAUAAGCUGACAGCUGCGAGAGAAACGGAGGAGCUAAGCAGCUAACUAGUAAACUAGCUAGCUAGCGUUGCUGAAUUGAAUAUGGGCAACUGUCUAAAAUCGCCGACAUCGGACGACAUCUCUUUGCUUCAUGAAUCCCAGUCCGACAGGGCCAGUUAUGGAGACGGAGCAGACCCGGACUUAGAGCCUCCUCCGCCUUAUGAGGAGCAGUUGCGGAUGCCUGUGUACCAUCCCACGCCCAGUCAGACGUGCUUGGCUACCCAGCUGACCGAGGAGGAGCAGGUCCGCAUCGCUCAGCGCAUUGGCCUCAUCCAGCACCUGCCUAGAGGAGUGUUUGACUGUGGCAAUGAUGGCUCAGAGAAGAAGAUUCGAGAGUGUGUGAUUUGUAUGAUGGACUUUGUAUACGGGGAUCCCAUCAGGUUCCUGCCCUGCAUGCACAUCUACCACAUGGACUGCAUAGAUGAUUGGCUCAUGCGUUCCUUCACCUGCCCCUCCUGCAUGGAACCAGUGGACGCAGCACUCCUCUCCACAUAUGAGACCAACUGACCACACCCAUGUGGACUGUGCUCUCCAGAUGAUCCCCACCCGCUCCAAUCUCCACACAGCCCAGCGCAACAAGAGCUGGAAGGGAAGCAGCCAAGGCCUCGGCCUGCUUGCGCAAGCAGUAGCCCAUACUCUUGUGACCCUGUUCUAAAAGGCUGCUUCCUGCAGUUAAGGGUUUGGGAUGUGGGUGUUUAAGCCAGUCCUUGAUGACCCCCAGCCAGUGCAUGUUCUUGCUUUCUGUUAGAGCUCCAUCUGCUGCACCACUGACCUGGGAACAGCGUUCAGCAUUCUGUUGCGCUCGAUUAUCUUGCUCAGGUGUAGAACUAGUUGGUUAAGUGGGAGUCCUCGAGGACCGGAUUGAAGACCCCUGGGCUAGUGUUUCAGAGGAAGGUUAUGGCUUUAAGCACUUCCAGGCUGUUGCAACCUGAAGAAUUCUAUUUAAUAGACCUGGCCAGAUGGUGAUGUAUAGCUCACCACCUCAGUGUUCCUAAAUGUCACCGUCCUUCCAAUAUUGGCUAAAGGUGGCUACAUAUGUGAUUGUUAUCUGGCAAGAGGAAUUUGUUUAAUUAACCUGAGAAACACACAGUCCUGCUCUGGGGUAUACAAUGAUCUUCCAGCCCACAUAUAUAUUGUAUUUUAAGGCUGUUUUGUCCCCAUUAUUCUGUUAGCAAAAGAAGGUGAAUGAAUACUCUGGAUCAAUUCAGAAAACCAAUGUUUUUAGUAAUAUGCAAAAUUUUCUUGUUGAAGGGUAAGAUAAGGAUGUCGUAAGCAGCAGGUAAUGCUUCACAAUUGGCCAGAGCUGAGGAUAUCAAAUGGCAUAUUUGGCUUGAAUGUCCUUGUACAGCACUGUCGUACAUAUUUGUAACAUUUACUUGAAAUGUUCCUAUGUUCAGCGCAUACAUUCUAAUUGUUUCACUGCAGAGUCAGUCAGUAACAUUCAUGUGACUGGUGCAUUUAAUGGGUUUUUUUUCCUUUCUCCAGAACACUGUACGAAAUCACCUUCCAGCUCUUGUAGCAUGUAGUCUUCAUCAGUGAUUGGUCAAUUCCUGACUGUUUCACAGAGAGUGUGCUAUUGUACACUGUUUUUCUAGUUAAAAUAUUGCAUUGAAUAUGCACAGUAUAUGACAUCUCCUUGGAGGCUAGUUGAACAUCCUUGAUGUUACAGUGUAAGAGACAAAUUCUGUUUUCCCCUCAAAAUCCAGUACCCACAACAGAACUGAUACAACAUGACAAAUCUAUGUACUUGAAUCCCUGUGCAGUGGAUUCAGCUAGGCCAGCGCUUCCUUGCAUUCACCUUUUUGUUUGUUUGCUGACUAGGAAGUCCUGCUGCUGGUAUAUCCAGGCAGUAUUGCGGAAGAGGAAUUGAACAGUACUGGGCCAAUUUUAAAAGGGCUUAAUUGUGCAUGGGGUAGGGGGAUUAAACCAAAUAACUACCUGUCCUAAAUUUUGUAUAGAAAUGCUUGCACACAAACAUCAUAUGUACUAAACCUAGAGUUUUGCACUUUACACCAUGAUAAAAAAUGAUGAUAAUGUAUUUAUGUAUACCCUUGCACCAGUCUUGUUGUUUUUUUAAUUGUUCUAAUGAUUUGAUGGAUUUUAUGCUCUCUCAAAUGCAAAUAGCACAGGUCACAUAUAUCAUGUAUUUUUAUUAUUUUUUACAACUUUUGUUUAUUGGAAACAACAAAUAAUACAUCAGUCAAGAAACAAAAUACAGUUCUACCAUGAUUUUCAGUUAGGACUCAUUCCCUCACCCUUUCCCAACCCACCUAAACCUCCUAACCAGAUAGUCCAAAACGUGUAAGGUUAGCGGUACGUCAGUCGCAUUCUUUUCUAAUCUGGAUAAAUUGGUGUUCAUUUUAGUUUAUAUUAAUUAAUUCUAUGUACUGCAUUGAACUAUCAGUCCUAAGGGGGCACAUGAGGAGCAAUUAAUGCAAGCUACAGUGCUCUCCCAACAAUCCUCUGAAAAUUGUUUUAAGCUCAUUCCCCUAGUCUAAUUUAAUUUUACUAUAGUGGCAUGUUCCUUUGUAAUAACAUAACUAUAGAUGUUUGAUACUAAUGAUCUGUUCAUAACUGAAAUAUCUAAAACUUUGACUUGGAAGGUAAAUAAGGAAAUGAUGAAUAACUCAAACUGAAUAAAAUGACUGCUCUUUGGCUGUUGUAAGCCAAAUUUAGUUGAUAACAUCUCAAAACAGGUAAAGGUUAACCAGUUUUAAAAAAUUAAAUGAUCUCUAUGAACCGAUAAUAGGUUCAUAGAGAUCAUUUAAUUAUUUAAAACUGGUUGCCCCAUUGUUUAACGGCUAUGUCCAAAUUUCCAUGAAGAAAAAAUGUUUUAUAUAGGACCCAACAGUGAAAGUUUUUUAAGAUUAUACUGAUGGUGAAAUUGUGUCCAAAUUUUAAGCGAACAUGAAAAUAGGAUUACAGUUACAAAGGCUGCUGCAGAGAUAAUGGCUUAAAGAGAUGUUGAUAAGGAAUGAGAUUCAGUUCUACACCAGUACUCUUCUGGAUUGAGUAACAAGAACAGGAUCUUUUUGGAAAUUUGCUGCCCAUCAUUAGAUCAGUCAAUUUGGCAAGGUCAAACCAUGGGUGUACUUCUCAGAAUGAGACAUCUGCUAAUCUUAUCUCUUCUGUCUUUCCAAAUAAAGGCUGAAAUCACACUGUUUACACAGGAGAAGGUAGAUUUUGGUAGGAAAAUGGGAAAGGAUAUAAAAAGAUAUGAAAAUAGUAGAAUGUUCAUUUUGAUGUAAUGAAUUCUACCAGCCAAGGUCAAGGAAGGACUUUCCAUCUUGUGGGAUCUGAUUUUGGAGAUAUGAAAAGGGAAUUUGUUUAGCUUAAUUAAUGGCUGGCUCGUUGAUAGAGUAGCAAUUUAUUUUAAAUCCAGGGAAUGUGCCAAAUUUCACCAGCAAGUCUAUAAUUUCUGGUUUGUGAGUAACUUGCCCAGUGACAUAAAGAAUAAAAUGACAAUCUGUGGUCCAUAGCUCCACAAUGAAUGCUUCUAA
This is a messenger RNA of Electrophorus electricus (electric eel), 3943 nucleotides long. RefSeq names its product RING finger protein 11-like. Lineage: Eukaryota; Metazoa; Chordata; Actinopteri; Gymnotiformes; Gymnotidae. Gene Ontology annotation, cellular component: ubiquitin ligase complex. The record is from RefSeq and is a predicted model, not a curated record. Gene Ontology annotation, molecular function: ubiquitin protein ligase activity. Gene Ontology annotation, biological process: ubiquitin-dependent protein catabolic process.